This is a messenger RNA of Suillus fuscotomentosus, 1233 nucleotides long. RefSeq lists its product as uncharacterized. NCBI's taxonomy places the organism in Eukaryota, Fungi, Basidiomycota, Agaricomycetes, Boletales, Suillaceae. The transcript is spliced from 8 exons. Bases 1 to 1233 code for a protein of 410 amino acids. The record is from RefSeq and is a predicted model, not a curated record.
AUGCCUUGGACGAGCAGUACUCGCAGUUCAUUUGGAUCAGGAAGCACUAAUAGUAGGUCCUUCAAGAGUGUUUCGUCACCUCCCACGUCCGAAGGACCCGAUAGUUCUCCCAUUUUAAAGAGUGGCUCUUCCAGCUUGAGAGCUAGUGUUUCGCUGUCUGAGCCUCCCGCGUUUGAGGCACUGAAUAGCUCUUCCAGCUCAAGAGUUGGUUCCCAAGAAACCUCGAAAACACAUAUUCGUGUUUCACAGCCUGCCACAUCUGAGGUGCCUAAUAACUCUAUCACUUUGAAGAGCUAUACCUCUUCAUGCUUGAGGACCGGUUCUCAGGUAACCCCAGUCAAGCCCAGAGGAUCUACUACUGGAUCAUUGCCUCCCAUAUUCGAGGUGCCUACUAGCUCCCCCAUAUUGGUACCAAGUAGCUCCCCCAUACCAAGUAGCUCCCCCAUACCACGUAGCUCCCCCAUCCUAAGGGGUAGCUCUCCCAAGGCUUCACCCCUCUUGACCACUAUGGUCAAUGAGGGUAGUCCCACAGUAGCUACCAGAUCCGGUUCUCACAAGAGGUCACACCGGUAUAGCUUACUGUCAGAUGAUGGACUCGAUGACUGCGAAGAUCUUCCCACGAAGAAAUCAAAGCCAUUACUUACAACAUACACUUAUGAUCGGUCCUCUGAGGCUGAAAUUUAUUUCAAUCAGCGCAUGCUGGAGCUCUCUCGUAUUAGCCGCCGGGCUUUCGCCGCCAAGAUGGAAUACCAGCGCCUACGCACUGAAGAACUAGAACUAAUGACAUCCCUCUUAAAGGAUGAAAUGGAGGAGUCCCAGGGGCAUCUCAUUAAGACUGAUUUACAGAUAGGCUCACUCCGGAAUGACCUCCACGACGCAGGAGUGGCAGUGAUAGGGAGCAAAGGGAGAAAAGACGCCAGGGAGAUCGGAAAUAGGCUGUUCCCGGGUUGCGGAGAUCACGAGGCUGAUGACAGCAGUGACUACCAUUCUUCUGUCUCUUCUGAAUGCAAUGGCGGUGAAGGUACAACAAUUCAGAUGGGUUUCUGGACUAGGCUUAAGGCUCAGAGGAGAGGAAAUAUCAUAGAAACUUGCUCAGCACUCAGACUCAUACUGGUAACUGGUGAAAAGAUUGAUUGCUUAUCCCAGCCAGAAAUGAAUCCCUACAGCGGUGUCGAUGAGAAUUGGGGUGCACCUGACGAUUCACAAUUACUAACGAGCAGCUCCAAGCCCUGA